AUGUUCUCAACAUUGGCAAUAUGUUCAGCAGUUUUUAUUAACAGAAAAUAUGAGGUUUUGGGCCGAAGAAUAGGAAAUCUCUCAAUGAAUUCUCAUUUAAAAUUUGGUAGUGAAACAUUACCGUUAAAAGCAGAUGGUUCCUUUCGCGAGUGCAUUGAAAUUCCUGAGCAGUGCUUGCUUGGAGCAAAUGAAUCUAUAGUAGAUGAGAUUUUUGGAGUUGCAGAAGAAAAUGAUAAUGCAAAAUGUGCCAUUUUGAUACCCACUAACAUAGAUUCAUUAGCAAUAAAUGAAGAAGUUUUGGACCGUUUACCAGGCGAUGUAAAAGUUUAUUUAAGUGCAAAUACUAUUGAAACAGAUGAUCUUAACAAAAUCAACAAUUUUCCUGUUGAGUUUUUAAACAGUCUUACUCCAUCGGGAAUGCCUGUUCAUUGCCUAAAACUAAAAAUUGGAGCUGUUAUAAUGUUACUUCGAAAUUUAGAUAUUAAAGCUGGACUUUGCAAUGGUACCCGAUUGAUGGUGUGUGCUCUUCAAAAUAAUUACAGUGAUUGGCAAGUUCUUACAGAUGUUUCAGUUGUCAAUAGAGUAUUUGUUCCUCGAGUUCAGUUAACACAAUCUGAUUCAAAUUUACUUUUUACUUUUAAAUGUCGUCAAUUUCCUGUAAAAUUAUAA
Messenger RNA from Hydra vulgaris (swiftwater hydra), 669 nucleotides. RefSeq lists its product as uncharacterized. Gene Ontology annotation, biological process: DNA replication. Gene Ontology annotation, cellular component: replication fork. The record is from RefSeq and is a predicted model, not a curated record. NCBI's taxonomy places the organism in Eukaryota, Metazoa, Cnidaria, Hydrozoa, Anthoathecata, Hydridae.